CCAAGUCGACUCAUAUUAUCGCCCAAAUCAACCCGUCCUUCAGAUCUCUCUCUCCUCUGCAGAAAAAUCUGAAGCUGAUUCCUCCAUUUUCUUCAACUAACGAAAGUUUUUCAAUCGUGGUCUUUGAAGAUGUUACAAAAUGUUCAGCACCAACUUUUGCAAUCGCCGGCACGGCUAGGCCUGCCAACUCCCAGUUCACCUUCUCUACAAAACACAGCUCCUCCUCCUAAGUUCUCCUCGCAAGUGUCUCAACCCAAUCAACAGGCAAAUAUAUUAACUACCACUACCACCUCAUCAACGCUCCUUCCUCUUCUCCCACCUCUCUCUAGAGCUCAGUCUCUUCUCAUUCAAAUGGCAUCUCUUGGUUCAAGGCUCUUUGAAGUCUCAACUAACCGGUCCCAUUGGCUUAGUGCUUUUCGUGGCUCUUUCCCUUCAUUUCUGCCUUCUACAUCACCAAUUCCACAAGAUUCCAGCCCAUCAUCCUCAAAAGAAAUCCUCUCAGUGUUUACUUCUCUUCAGACACAACUGUUUGAAGCAGUUGCUGAACUACAAGAAAUACUUGAUCUUCAAGAUGAGAAGCAAAAAGUCACCCGUGAAAUUAGGUCAAAUGAUUCUGCAAUUCUUGCCUUUGCCAACAAACUCAAAGGAGCUGAGCGUGUUCUUGACAAUCUUGUGGAUGAUUACGCUGACUAUCGUCGUCCCAAACGGGCCAAGUUGGAAAACGAUACCGAAGAAUCUUCAGUAACAUCUGUGGCGACUCAAUUGAAACUAUCUGACAUUUUGUCAUAUGCUCAUAGGAUAAGUUACACUACUUUUGCACCACCUGAAUUCGGUGGUGGACAGGCUCCUCUCCGGGGAGCUCUCCCACCGGCUCCACAGGAUGAGCAAUUGCGUGCAUCUCAGUUAUAUAUUUUUGCUGAUCUUGAUGUUGGUUUACCUAAAACAGAUGAAGGCAAGGAGAAUAUUUUGGAGCCACUCAUUGAACCUCCGGCAGAAAGUAACGCACUUGCCAAUCUAUCAUCAAUUCAGGGCCUCGUCCCUCCAAAUAUUGUAGUGCCAUCUGGUUGGAAACCUGGUAUGCCUGUUGAGUUGCCCACUGAUCUCCCUCUUCCUCCACCUGGGUGGAAGCCUGGUGAUCCAAUUGCUCUUCCUCCAGUGGAUUCUCGUCCACCUCAAAAGGUCGAGGAGGCACCUGCACGACCAGUACCUCCUCCAGGACUUUCAAGAAUGCCCGAACCAAUACAAGUUCGACAUGUGCAGCUUGAUAUUGAUGAUGAUAGUAGUGAUUAUAGUUCUGAUGAGGCCAGCUCUGACAGUGAAGAUUGAUGUGGUGUUAGCUGUUUUGAGUUGCUAAUAAAGGUUUAGCAUCUGCAGCUUGAUAUUACGUCUCCUUGCACAAAGCAGUGGUUUCUCUUUUUGCCUCACUAUUGGAUAACUUCUCUUCCCUCAAACAAGAGGUACCCCUGCUCUCUUCUGUCUGCAUAAUUGGGGGGCAUUUUAGUUUCAAUUUCAUGUUCUUUAGCUUUCUCUACCGUGUGUGUUGUUUAGUAAUAGGUCUUAUGUCAACAAACUCUUCCCUGCUAACUAUGUGUCGUAUUCGGCCCGACAGUGUUUGGAGAGUCAAGAUCAAACUGUGAGCUUCUCUUUUUUCAUGAAAAAUGGUUCUUGUUUAUACUAGUUAACCUGAAGAGUAAGAUCAUUAUGAUAUUCCGAGUUUAUAGUUGAAGACAAAACAAAAGUAAUGCAUCUCCAACACUGACUCUAUCGGGAGUUGACAAGCACCCAAGGGUGUGGCCUAAUAUUCACUGAAGUGGGAUCAAACCUAUGAGGUCCCAUGUUCAAUUCUCAUAGGAGUAAACAAACAUUGAGUGAUUUCUUCCUGUUUGUCCCUGGUGAGUUACUUUUUAUUGGGUGCUGGUGGAAUGUAACAAGUCACCGAUGGAAUAGUUGAUUGUGCUAAGGUGGUACAGAAAUCCGGAAAAAUAUCUAUCGACUUUAGCAGAUAGUGAACUUGAAAUUCAAUUGGACCAGUAGGGAUUUCUUUUUGUGAUGCCUUUAUUUUGAUGUUUUAAUUUAGGCUUAGGGAGCCCGGAGCCAAGUUUCCCUGCUUCACUUUUGGUUCGCUGCUCUUGGUGGCAAUGGUUUCCAACAAGUCAUAUCAAAAUGUCAAACAUGGAAUUCGUGUUUAUACAGUCUCAAACUAAUUUUCAGUCCGUAGAUAAUCAAUCUAAUGGCGCAUUUGCUGA
Solanum tuberosum (potato) is the source of this 2246-nucleotide messenger RNA. RefSeq names its product mediator of RNA polymerase II transcription subunit 4. Gene Ontology annotation, biological process: regulation of transcription by RNA polymerase II. The record is from RefSeq and is a predicted model, not a curated record. Gene Ontology annotation, cellular component: mediator complex; core mediator complex. The coding region runs from base 130 to 1326 and encodes 398 amino acids. Gene Ontology annotation, molecular function: transcription coregulator activity. The transcript is spliced from 2 exons. NCBI's taxonomy places the organism in Eukaryota, Viridiplantae, Streptophyta, Magnoliopsida, Solanales, Solanaceae.